UGAUUUCGGCUUAACUUGCACUUAUAUCUGAGGCUUUGUCUCUAUUCAGACCAUAAGCAGUUUUCAAUGUAAUAACCUAUCGAAGUACAUAACAUGCUUGUGUGUGCUUUGAGCUGCCCAGAGGCAAGCACAGAAGAAACGGGCGAGGCUUUCGUGAAGGGAGGGCAAUAGUCACGUAACCAAUGACGUCAGGUUGUGGGGUAAAAAAAAAGUUUAACAUGGUGAGGACGAAGGCAGACAGUGUCCCCGGAACUUAUAGGAAAGCUGUGGCUGCAUCUGCACCCAGGAAGUCAUUGGGUGCCUCGAGUUCUGCAAAUGCAUCAAGCGGCUCACAAGCAGGCACGCCUGCGAAGAGUAAAUUUGCUGGAGGGAAUCCUGUGUGUCCUCGGCCCACCCCAACUUGGCAAAAAGGCAUUGGGGAUUUCUUUGGUGGGCCCUGCAGGGAGCCUGAAAAAGAGAACCAGCUCCCCCAGUCAAAUGAUGAAGAGGCUGGAGGCAGUGGAGUGUCCAAGGCAUCCAAGAAAUCCAGACCACUGCCUGCUGAAGAUGAGGAUGCUGAUGAAUGAGCUUUACCAAUCGUUUCCCAAUUAAAAAGCCAUUGCUUCUAGUACUUGAAUGGGCUGGCAGAUUUUGUAUAUAAUUGAUGAAUUCGUGGUUUUUGUACAGAAGUUUAAUAAACCUUUUUUUGUAUGCCUGA
Oncorhynchus masou masou (cherry salmon) is the source of this 697-nucleotide messenger RNA. RefSeq names its product PCNA-associated factor-like. The transcript has 5 exons. Gene Ontology annotation, cellular component: nucleus. Gene Ontology annotation, molecular function: chromatin binding. The record is from RefSeq and is a predicted model, not a curated record. NCBI's taxonomy places the organism in Eukaryota, Metazoa, Chordata, Actinopteri, Salmoniformes, Salmonidae. The coding region runs from base 183 to 566 and encodes 127 amino acids. Gene Ontology annotation, biological process: regulation of cell cycle; translesion synthesis.